Coregonus clupeaformis (lake whitefish) is the source of this 2176-nucleotide messenger RNA. RefSeq names its product tapasin-related protein. Lineage: Eukaryota; Metazoa; Chordata; Actinopteri; Salmoniformes; Salmonidae. The transcript is spliced from 8 exons. Bases 285 to 1592 code for a protein of 435 amino acids. The record is from RefSeq and is a predicted model, not a curated record.
GGUAUGGAUGUAUAGGGGGGGGUUGUUUAGUUGCAGUAGCAUGUUUUGGUUUUAAUAUUGUUUUGUCUCGUAGUUUUUAACACUUUCUUCCUAAUUCACAUAUUAUCUGAUAUUAAUUUACUAUUACAAGCCAUUGUAAAAAUUGAACGUUAACAUGUCUUACAGACAGCUGCACGAGCAGGUUCUAUAUUUUUUCACUUGCUUCAAGUUGCGUAAAUGAAAGUGAAAGUUCUUGGAGUCCGAAUGGCACAGGGAAAGAUAGCUCCAGAAGACAGUUUUGUAACAUGAGUUUAAACGUCAAUAUUGUUCUCUGUUUAUUUAUCUGUGCAGAGGUGCCAGGAAUCCUGUCUUUCGAACAGGUGCCUUGGCUGCCCUGUCAGCUGGUGGAUGAACGUGUAAAGUUCAAUGAUGAGGGACAUGCUGAAACCCAGUACCAACACAGAGACGCUGGGCUGCAGUUUGGCCAUCCAGGGGACAGUGCUUUGAACCCAAAUACCAUCACCUUCCUUGUAACAGGCUCUAAGGUGGACAUGAGGAAGUACAUUGAAGGGGCAGUAGUGGAGCACCAGGUGCAGUGUGAGAUCCGCAGGUACAGCACAGAGGGCAUCCAGAUGCGUUGGCCAGGUUUAGGAGCCCAGGAGCACGACAUCUGGUUCACUUGCACCUUACGGCACACCGACGGCCUUUUUGUCAUCACCAGCUUCCUCAGACACACCCCUGCCACGCCCACACCUGGCCAGGCAGACUACCGCAACUGGGCCGCCAUCGCAGACAGAGAGACGCUAACCACAUCAACUGUGAUGGUAGUCCUCACCCGCUCUCCCACUGUGCGGGUGGGCCUACUGAAGCAACAGAGCCUCCACUGUCAGUUUGACGUGGACCACAAGGCAGCCGACCUGACAGUGGAAUGGCGUUUUCAGCGACACAGCGAACACACCACGCUCUUCAGCCACUCCAGCCGCUCGGGCCAGACGCAGGGGGGCGGGGUGGCACUUAAGGGCAUCGGUAGGGGCGACGCAUCCCUGAUGCUCCCCCUCACCAAGCAGAGCAGCGAGGGGACGUAUGUCUGCUUUGUCUCAGUGGCUCCGCUGUUUGGUAGACAUGACAUCGCUCUGCACAUCUUGGAGCCUCCUCGUGUGUCCUUGAACGUAGAGUCUACCAUCUCCCUGGUGGACAGGGGGGAGCAGAAGGUGGUGUGUGAGGCGGGGGGCUACUACCCCCUGGAUGUGGAGAUAGAGUGGUUCAGGGAGCCCAGUGGUGGAGGUGGAGGCCUCCUACCAGAGAAGCUGGACACUGUCCUGUACUCCAGCCACCGUCACCACCGGGACGGGACCUACUCUCUGUCAGCCUUCUUCCUGAUCCACGCUUCCCUGCAUGACUCAGGCUCCAAGUACUUCUGCAGGGUGUCUCACAGCUCCCUGCGCAUGCCCAUCCGCAAGAGCUUCACCCUCAUCGUCACAGAGUUUGGCAGUUGGAACUUUGUGCUGUGGUGGUUGAUCUUUGGAUUCAUCCUGGUCAUGGUGGCCACUUUGUGUGUGAUGCUACCCCGCCUGAGCUCAGCAAGAAAAGCAAACAAGAGAAAGCCCUACUGAGAGAACAUACCAGAGUGGCCAUCUUCUCUUCAUCUCAGGACUUCUCUAUCAGGUGGUUUAUUUUCGGGGAUGUGGGUAUAUUGUGUGUCCCUCAAGUAAAUUGUUUCCCCUGAUUCUCCCAUUAUAAAAGUACAGUAAAUACAAAUAUAGAAAGGUUGAUCAUGUAUUUGUAAUUCAUUAGGGAAAGAGAGACUAUCCCACAAGGUCAUAGUACUGCUCUAUGAUAAUACCACUCUAAGAUUGUGUAAGGUAGCUUAAUUUUGCUAUAAAAAUACUUGACAUGGAAUAAUGAUUAAUUUGAUAAAAAUGCAUGAUAAUGUUUGAUAUGAAAAAGAUGCAUUAGGAAAUUGAUUUGUUUGAAGUUGUUUAAAAUUGCAAACCAAGGGCACGGAUGAUAUGUGUGAAUAUACUUUUUUUUUCAUUUGUAUUUAAUAAUUGCUGUUGUGUUUACUGUUUUCGCUCUAGAGAUUUCUACUAAGUUAGAGGGUCAGAGAGAGUGUGAUGUCAAAUUCAAUCAAGCUUUAUUUAUACAGCACAUUUAAGACAUGGAAUGCAACACAAUGUGCUUCACAGGAAAAAACAAA